Molecule: messenger RNA, 2431 nt
Organism: Exophiala viscosa
Lineage: Eukaryota; Fungi; Ascomycota; Eurotiomycetes; Chaetothyriales; Herpotrichiellaceae
Exons: 2
Coding region: 255-2381 (708 amino acids)
Biological process (GO): transmembrane transport
Cellular component (GO): plasma membrane
Molecular function (GO): transmembrane transporter activity
Source: RefSeq, a predicted model, not a curated record
CCAAUGCGCCAUUCCUCUUCAGGACCAUUCUGCGAAAGCACUGUUGGCGGGUGGAAUACGGAGUACAUUGGGAAGGGAUAGAAAGGCUAUGCUCUAAAACUGUAGGUUGUCGUUCCCUUAUCGACGUACUCGCUUUCGCUCGACUUCAGAAGCAUAAGUAUAAAACAUGGCCAAAUGCCGCCCGUCAAGAUUCCUUCCCAUGCCAUCCUAUCCUCCUUGAACCAUCCCCACCGCACUUUGCCAUCUCCGCAAACAUGUAUCUAGCAUACAAAGCUAUCAAGAAGCAUCGCGCUCAGAAGGCAGCUGCAGCGGCAGAGGCGGCGGCAGCAGAGUCAGCUUUUACUCCAAUUGCAGCAUCCUCACCGUCACCACUUGACACCAAUCCCAACGACACCUCAAGUUCAACUCCCGCAGCCUACACAACAUCCAAGCCCAAACCACCUACCACUCCAUCGGCAAAGAAGCCAUGUUCUCAAUGUGUCCAAGAAAAGAGCGCCACACGAAAGUACCGAUGGAAGUUGAUGUUCUGUCUCCUUCCAGCCUUUUUCGUUGCAAGUCUUGACUUGACCAUUGUCGCUACCGCGCUCCCUCAAAUCGCCUCACACUUCGACAGAUUCAACCAACUCAACUGGAUCGUCACAGCCUUCACCCUGACAGCGACAGCAUUCAUCCCGGUCUGGGGCCAACUCGCCGACAUCUUCGGUCGACAUACAUCGCUCCAAUGCGCUGUCGUCCUCCUCACAAUCGGCAGCGUUCUUUGCGCGGCCGCACCAGACUGGCCUGUCCUGCUCCUCGGCCGUGCACUCCAAGGCAUGGGCACCGCCGGGAUCCAAAACGUCGUCAUGAUCAUCCUUGCAGAUUCUGUGUCUCUCAAAGAACAAGCCGUCAACACCAGCAUCUUUCAACUCAUGAAUGGUGUCGGCUACGCGGUUGGACCCGUGAUCGGGGGCUACAUCACCAACGCCGACUGGCGAUACUGCUUCGUCCUCUGCGCCGGCAUGUCCGUCGUCAGCGUUGGGACCAUUUUCUGUCUCCGCAAGGACCUGAAGCCAGGCCAGGUCUCGCUCUCGCGACCACCAGGGCACCAAUCACGCCUCCAAGCAUUGACCUCGGGUCUCUCCACGCUCGACUUCGGCGGCAUCACCCUGUUCAUUCUGGGCGUAGGGCUCGUCAUCCUAGGAACAGCCUGGGGAGGAUCCACAUUCCCAUGGCGCUCCGGCGCCGUGAUCUCAACCCUCGUCCUCGGCGCCCUCCUCAUAUGCGCGUUCAUCGCCUACGAAUCGCUCUUCGCCCCCGACAAGCUGCUCGCUCGUCUCCUUCCACGGACGAAACCCAUGAUCCCCUCCACCAUUCUGUCCUCAAAGGACGUCGCACUAGUCUGCUCCAUCGCCGCCGCCACCGGCGCAGCACUCUACUCCGUCUUCUACUUCAUAGGCAUCUACUUCACUCUUGUCGAAGCGUACGCCGCCUCCCGCGCCGGCGAACAACUCCUCUACUACGUCCCGGGUUUGGGCGUGGGCGUGUACCUGGCGAUCUUCAUAUGCAACGUCUACCCGCGCCAGACAUUCUGGCCUUUAUUCUUCGGCACGAUCGUCGAGACCGCCGGCAUCGCGACGCUCAGCUACGGCGUGAAAGCGCGCAACGUCACGCUCGUCAACGUCAUGAUGGCCAUUGCCGGCGCCGGAACAGGGAUGCGCUUCAUGCCCUCGAAUUUGCAUCUGUCAGGCAUGUUCCGUGACCGUCUUGCGCCGGUGUACAGUCUUUUGCGCUUCUCGAUGCCGUUUGGUGGUACGAUCGCCUUGACCAUCAUGGGGAGCGUGUUUCAGAAUCAAAUGAGCCUGUACUUUGGGUCGAACAGCGUGAAUGGAAGCAUUGAUGUGCACAACCAGGCGAGCCUGGAGGCUAUUGGUAGCUUGCCAAAGGCCGAGCAGGAGGCCAUCCGCGCCCAGGGUGCCACUGCCACGAUGUGGGCGUUCAUUUCCAUCUUGCCGAUCUUGGGGCUCAGUCUGGUCGCCAGUAUGGGUCUUGGAAAUGUCUGGAUUCCCAAGCGCAAGUCAAACGAUGAAGACCAGGAGAAAGGCGAGGUGCGGGAAGAUGGACUGUGCAGAAGACAUGGAAACCUCGCAAACGUUUCCGGUGGCGAAUGUGCGGUUGAGGCACCGAGCGGAGUCGAGUUCAUUAGCUCAAGCUACCUGCUGGCGCUGAUGAGAGGCAAUAUUCGACAUUUGAAGAGGCCUGCCCCGCCCCAUAAUCCAAGGGUGGUGUCAGGCGAGGGGGCGCAUCUGCAGGAAACGUUGAGCGAUGGUGCUCUGCCCAAGGACCCAAGUGGUCAGAUCCAUACCAGAGAGUCGAGGUACAGUACGGGAGAGCGUAGUCGCUAGGUUGCGAGAAGCAAUUAACUGAGUGUUUUGAAAUUUGUCUAUAUACCCCA